AUGGCCAAGUCGCGGAGCCCCUGCUUCACCCGCUUCCUGUCCGACUUCACCCUCGGCUUCUCCGAUGGCCUGACGGUCCCCUUUGCCCUCACCGCGGGGCUCAGCUCCCUAGGCCGCGCCGACACCGUCAUCUACGCCGGCGUCGCCGAGCUCUGCGCCGGCUGCAUCAGCAUGGGCAUUGGCGGCUAUCUGUCGGCCGUGGACGAGCUGCCCCCGCCGCCGAGCCGCCGGGGCACCCUCCGUGACGAUGACGAGGAGCUCAUCGGCGACGAGGAAAAGGGGCUCGACGAGCUCCUUGUCCGUCGCCACCUUGAGCCCCUUGCCCUCCCCGGCGCCACCGUCUCGGACAUUGUCACCGCCCUGCGUCGCCACCCGGAUGGCCUUGCUCGCGCCGCCCACCAGCUCCAGCAGCGGCAGCGGCCCCACGAGCAGCUGCCCGUCGCCCCAGGCAAGCCACUGCCCCUCUGGCCCGUCGCCUCAGGCCUCUCCAUCUCGCUGGGCUACGUCGUUGGCGGCGUCAUCCCGCUCUUGCCCUAUCUCUUCACCCCGACGGUCGGCCUAGGCCUCGGCUGGAGCAUUGGCCUUUGCCUCCUCGCCCUCAUGACCUUUGGCUUCGGCAAGACCUGGCUGCUGAGGGGGGAGGAUGCCACCUGGAGGCGCUGCUUGCUUCAGGGCUUUCAGAUGCUCAUCCUCGGCAGUCUGGCUGCUGGCGCCUCCGUCCUGUUUGUCAAUCUCAUGGGAGGAAGCGGCCAUGCCGAAUCCGCGGGAUGA
This is a messenger RNA of Hirsutella rhossiliensis, 771 nucleotides long. Its product is annotated as VIT family domain-containing protein. Gene Ontology annotation, biological process: intracellular manganese ion homeostasis. The coding region runs from base 1 to 771 and encodes 256 amino acids. Gene Ontology annotation, molecular function: manganese ion transmembrane transporter activity; iron ion transmembrane transporter activity. The transcript is spliced from 2 exons. Lineage: Eukaryota; Fungi; Ascomycota; Sordariomycetes; Hypocreales; Ophiocordycipitaceae. The record is from RefSeq and is a predicted model, not a curated record. Gene Ontology annotation, cellular component: fungal-type vacuole membrane.